Messenger RNA from Trichoderma asperellum CBS 433.97, 321 nucleotides. The record is from RefSeq and is a predicted model, not a curated record. Lineage: Eukaryota; Fungi; Ascomycota; Sordariomycetes; Hypocreales; Hypocreaceae.
GCUAACGACGGUCCUCUUAUAAGAAAGGGCACUUGCCAGACAACGCUAAAGCCCAUCAACGAAAUUCCUCGAUCCAACGCUCAGCCUAUUGCUACUAACAACCACGUACAUGCCCAGGCUGCGCUCUCUCCCCGAACUACCUGCCGCAACAUUCUCGCUACUGAGCUUACCGAGUCUCUCCGACGCCACCUUCUCUGGGAACGACAGCAGAAGUCGUCUACUGCCAACGCUGUCCUCAAGCGCAGGCACAUAUCUCACGAUGUUGCCAACCUCAAACAGUACCCUGAGCGACCAUGCCUGAAGCAGAGCGAAGAUGUCAAC